AUGGUUGUUCCUAUUCUGAUCGCCUUGCCUGAUAGAGGUACCGAGCACCGCAAUGCUUUGCAACGUGAAAUCAUUCAUGCCAUCGAAAAAGACUCUGGAUACGGAAAAUGGGCCUUCUGGGACUCUUUUUGGUUUUAUCCAUACUACAAUCGCAGCUCCACGACGUUAACGCCAACACAGCUCUACGAGGUGCUGGACCAGGAGCUGAACCUCUUCUUCCCAGAAGAAGCAUUGAAUGACUUGCAAGCAUUGGAAUAUCCUACCCGAACCUUCCCACGUCUCAUCCGCCAACCGAUUAUUGCAACAUACUAUAAUGAGGCCGAGCAGUGGGAAGUCCAACAGCAACAGUGGGAUGCCGAGCGCAUAGCAGUCGUCGUCGAUGAUGAACGGCUACGAUACGUCAAAUUCUUCCAGGUGGAAUGGUUUGAUCUGUACCGGCGCGCUUGCCGUCGUCGUUUGAAAGCGGGCGCUUCGCUUAGCACGGAGCAGAUCGAGUCUGCAACGCGUUUUGGUAACAGCGACGAGGAAGACUUCACCGACGACGAAGGCAAGAACCCUCUAAAAAUGGGGCAGAACAGCAACGACGAUGGACAAGAAGAUGUAAAUCUGGCAUUAGGGCACAAAUAUGCCGCAUGGUUUCUGGGUAGGAAAACAGCGAAAUGGUGUCGAUUGCGAGGCAUCCUCGCGACUAGGAUCAAGCCAAACGAAGUCAGCUAUGCCGUUGUAAACCUGUCGCAGGCUAACAUGGACUUCGAAGAUUUUGUCGAAGACCCAGAAGUCACAGCGGAAUCGGAUAGGCUAAGUCCUCCUCUGCUGCCUCCCACGAGCGAAGAUGUACUCGAGAGGGAUCGGACUGAGUGA
Sporisorium graminicola is the source of this 861-nucleotide messenger RNA. RefSeq lists its product as uncharacterized. Bases 1 to 861 code for a protein of 286 amino acids. The record is from RefSeq and is a predicted model, not a curated record. The transcript has a single exon. Lineage: Eukaryota; Fungi; Basidiomycota; Ustilaginomycetes; Ustilaginales; Ustilaginaceae.